Schistosoma turkestanicum is the source of this 3728-nucleotide messenger RNA. The record is from the annotation of a GenBank genome assembly. Lineage: Eukaryota; Metazoa; Platyhelminthes; Trematoda; Strigeidida; Schistosomatidae.
GAACGCAGAGGCGCUUAGUUUGAAAUUAAAAUGAGAUAGCGUGCUAAUACAGCACCAGUUAUCCUCUUAUUUUUUUGUUUUUGUCUGUUUACUAAAUUAUGCAGAUCCAUUUUUUAAUUUAUGCUGCAAAUCUGAUUAAAGAAUUAUAAAAUCAAUUAUUGCUGCAAACUCAAGAUUAGAAGGAAAUCCCUAUGUAGUAAGAAAUUAUUAUGGACGUGAAUUUAAGCCCAUCUCAUAGCUGCACGCCACCGGAACCACCAGUUCGAUCUUCCAGCACAAUGCACCGACAUCCUAUAAAGAUCGCACCUAAAAAACCACUUCCAGAUUUGCCGAAGAAAACUGGAAGAAGCAGAAUUAGAUUAUUCAGAUUACCCAAACUGACUAGUGAUCCGAAAAUUUCUUCUCCAUUAUGUGUAAGCCAUGAAUUACACGUGGUCUAUGAUGAGAAUACAGGAGAAUUCAGAGGAAUGCCUGAGGAGUGGUUGGAAUGGCUGCACGCUGCUAAUAUUUCAUUUCAAGAGCGCGAGCAGAAUCCAGAGCUUGUUAUCGAAGUUUUGCAGUGUUAUGAUACGGCUAAACAUCAAGCUAGGCGGCAAAAGUUUAUAAUGACGGAAGAACAUUACUGGGGCAAUUUUGAUAGAAUUAAUUCAUGUUUAUGUCAUCAAUUGAUGAAUGAUGAAGUUUCUGCUAAUCAUACAUGUAGAAAAUUUCAGCAUGAUUCAGUUAAUUCCAAUUCUUCAAAUGCAAUAUCUGGUGAUUCACCAUGUUCCAAUACUUCUAGUCUUUCCAAUUCAUAUCAAGUAUCUUGUACGUCAACAACAAAAAAUAUUCCACCACCUGUUCCACCUCAUUAUUCAGUUACGCAACGACCGAAUGAAGAGAGGCAUUCAGAAAUAAUUCACAAUAAUAGUGAAGUUUUGGCCAUUGAACGAACUAAAUCUGAUUCGCAUUUGGAACAGAAAUCGCUAUCUGGAAAUGAUAUUUGUUUUGUCGAUGCUAGUGGAGAUUCAGAACAUGAAUCAUUAUCUUUUCAAAUUUUAAAUCCUCAACGUUUUAAAGCCUCAAAUGAAUGUAUUGAAUGUGAAUCGAUACGCAGUCAUUCCAACAUAUUUUACAGUUCAUUGCCAUUAGAUGAAAUAAAAAGACCAGAAAAACCAGAUCGAAAGGAAUCAGCUUUUCUGAACCGUGAUAAUGUUAACCCCAGUGAUGAAAUAUCUGAUCAGAAAAGUAUGUGUGAAACAAGUGUCUGUACAGAGCAGGUAGUCAACAAUGUUUUGGUUGAAAGUAGUUCUGAUGAAACAAAUAGAUUUAUAAUAGAGGAGCCCUAUGGUGUGGAAGAAAUUGAAGUUUGUGAAUCAGAAAAAGUGUACGAUAUUAUCGUUGCUAAUGGAAUAUGUCAGCCUGUUAGUGAGGUUGGAAUCAAUUCACAAAAUCAUUCAUCCUUAAUAAAUUCAACUAAUUGGCAAAUAUUCUGUUGUAUUAGUGAAGCAGCAUUUACAUCAAACACUAUAGAUUCUUCAUCAAAUGAUCUGCAGAUUUGCUUAGCUCAACCAGAAAUGGAUGAAGAUACCCAGCUUACGGAAUCAAUAAAUUUUGAUGAUAAAGGAUCAUAUAUUUCAGAAACUAUCCAAAGGCCUGACCUUCCUGAUAACAGUUUAAAUGUUUCUCAGUCCACUCCAUCCGUUGAAUUGAAAACCAUAUCUGAAACGUUAUCAAAUGAUGAACACCUAACCACUUCCUCUGAACUUAAUUCAGAAUCCAUUGGUCCACAGAGAGGCCGUACUACCACAAGAUGCAAUAAUGUUCAAAACAGAGCAAAACGCUCCGCAGUUCAUUCAGGUAGACAAUCAGCAGAGAGUUUCAAAAACUCUUCUAAACUUCCAGCAAUCAGCAAAAAUCCGGACCCCUCAAUUACUCCCAGUGAUACAAGUUUUCCAGAUUAUGGAAACGGGUUUCAAAGCUCCAAUCCUCCAGUUUGUUUGGUUUCUCGGCAUUCCCCAAGUUGUCGUAGCAGAAUUCGUAUGCGUGAUGAACAAAUUAUUGCUCGCUUAAGGACAAUUGUGAGUCAGGGUAAACCAUCAGAGAAAUAUGAAACCCUUGGGCGUAUUGGCCAUGGAGCUUCUGGUGUUGUUUAUAUCGGACGAGAACUUCAGUCUGGAUGCCAUGUAGCUAUUAAACAGAUGAGCCUGCGACAACAGCCUAGAAAAGAAUUAAUCCUCAACGAGAUUUUAGUUAUGAGAACAUAUCGAAAUCCAAAUGUAGUCAAUUACUUGGAUAGUUAUUUAUUAGGUGAUGAAUUAUGGGUCAUAAUGGAAUAUUUAGAUGGUGGUUCAUUAACUGAUGUCAUAACAGAAACAUGCAUGAAUGAAUCACAUAUCGCUACCGUUUGUCGUGAAACAUUACAAGCUUUGGAAUUUUUACACAGCAAACAUGUAAUACAUCGCGAUAUAAAGUCUGAUAACAUACUCUUGGGGUUGGAUGGUUCUGUAAAAUUAACAGAUUUUGGAUUUUGUGCGCAACUGUCUGCUAAAAAUGAUGAUUUCAAACGAACUACAAUGGUUGGUACACCGUAUUGGAUGGCACCUGAAGUAGUAACCAGAAAACAAUACGGUCACAAAAUUGAUAUUUGGUCAUUGGGUAUAAUGACAUUAGAAAUGCUGGAAGGUGAACCGCCUUAUUUAAGUGAAAACCCUUUAAAAGCAUUAUAUUUAAUCGCGACCAAUGGUAAACCAGAUUUUCGUAAAGAUAACCUUAGUUUGGACUUGUUAAAUUUUCUCGACAGAUGUCUAGAAGUCGAUGCCCAGUCUCGUGCUAGUGCAUCUGAACUAAUUGAACAUCCAUUUAUACAAAAGAAUGCUCGCCCAAUAACAUCUUUGAUUCCGCUUAUACUAUUAGCACGAGAACAGGCUCGUUCUAAUACAGUUACAUAAAUCUUUGAAACUACAAUAUUGUGUCAAUCUGUUAUCCUGUUUCUUUAAAACAACACGAUAGAGAAUAUUUUGCUUUUUACAUUGUUCUUAUCUCCAAACAUCCAGUACGAUGCAUUUUCUCAGCUUGUAUGAAAUCAGUUAUCUUAAUGAAUUAUUUCUAUUUUGCUUUAUUAUUUCUCAAAAUGUCAAUAACAAACAAGCUCUGCUUCUACUAUUUUCUAGUAUAUAAUACGCUAUAUAGCUACACAGAAUUCCUGCAUUUAUUUAUUUUAUUAUACUAAAACGUAAUGUUAAAGAUUAGUUUUUUACAUUGUACAUUUGACUGCUGAUACAUUAUUUCUUCACUGAUUAUUCUAAAACAAAGAACACUUGCAAAUGAUUAUGGUAUUUUUUUUAGUAUAAAGUUAAAUGCAGUAACUUGCAGUAAUCUAACCUACCUAACUCUAAGCAAACAAAUGAAAAACAAAAAAUUGCCUUAUAAAAUAUAUUCCUUUGAAAAUGGAUUUUACACGAUAGAUCUUAAAUUCACCAAAACAACGAACUCCUUUGUUUUGUUUUUAAGUUGUUCCUUCCCUCUGCAAUGCCAUGUCGAAUAAACACCAACGUGAAUGUAGCAUAUCCUGCAUACUGACUAAAAUAAUACAUUGUUACAACUUUGCAUAAUAUAAAAAAAGAUUGACAACUGCUCUUUUAAAGACAAUAAUAUAUAAACUAAUCGUUACAUUUAUCUUAUUUUUCAUUCCAAUUAAAAUAAUUAUUUCUUUUAAUUUAAUUUUAAAAGAUUUAUCUAUACGAUCG